GCGCAUGCUCAGGGAAUGAUGUUGACGCAAAGCACCAUGGGACUUCCUUUCGCUGCGGGGCCAUAUUGGAGUUAACUUAACGUUGACCGGUCCUGACUAAACCGCAAACAUGGUGGCCGCAAAGAAGACGAAAAAGUCCAUGGAGUCCAUCAACUCUCGCCUCCAGCUGGUGAUGAAGAGUGGAAAGUACGUCCUUGGUUACAAACAGUCCCAAAAGAUGAUCCGUCAGGGAAAAGCUAAGCUGGUUAUCCUGGCCAACAACUGCCCUGCUCUCAGAAAAUCUGAGAUUGAGUACUACGCCAUGCUGGCCAAGACUGGAGUCCACCACUACAGUGGAAACAACAUUGAGCUGGGCACCGCCUGCGGCAAGUACUACAGGGUGUGCACACUGGCCAUUAUUGACCCUGGUGAUUCUGACAUCAUCAGGAGCAUGCCCGAUCAGCAGCCACAGCCUCAGUAGAGCUGUUUCCUCACAAUGUUAAUAAAAAAAAAAGUAAAAGAAGA
Molecule: messenger RNA, 504 nt
Organism: Oryzias latipes (Japanese medaka)
Lineage: Eukaryota; Metazoa; Chordata; Actinopteri; Beloniformes; Adrianichthyidae
Gene: rpl30
Product: ribosomal protein L30
Cellular component (GO): cytosolic large ribosomal subunit
Molecular function (GO): structural constituent of ribosome; RNA binding
Source: RefSeq, a predicted model, not a curated record